Messenger RNA from Medicago truncatula (barrel medic), 3618 nucleotides. RefSeq names its product MAR-binding filament-like protein 1-1. The transcript is spliced from 25 exons. The record is from RefSeq and is a predicted model, not a curated record. Lineage: Eukaryota; Viridiplantae; Streptophyta; Magnoliopsida; Fabales; Fabaceae. The coding region runs from base 236 to 3061 and encodes 941 amino acids.
AAAAGAGUAAGGAACCGUAAAAGCCGAUGGAUUUCAUGAAAGGUGUCAUGAACACAAACAUUACAUAAACAAAACGUACAAGUUCCAUCAAAAUCGCUUCUCACUCACUCUAACUCCCAUUUUCACACAAAUAACUUCCAUUUUCCUCAUUACCCUAACUUAUCAACACUUUCCAGAUUCUCUCUCUCUCUCUUAGUGCUUAUUAGAAGUUGGAAUAUAAAUUGUUGCUGGGUAGAUGGAGGAUGAUAAUAAGAAAAGGAGAAAAAAUAAGAAGAAAAAGAACAAGCAAAACAAGAAUAAUGUCGAUAUUGGGGUUGGAGAAACAGUUAUUAGGGAUCAUAAUUUAGUGAAUGAUAAUGGUAAGGAUCAGCAUGUUAGUCUUUCCGAGACUGCGGAUAAUUCAAUUGUGGGCCGAGAAACAGGUAACGGGGAUCAUAAUCUGGUUAAUGGUGCUAAGGAUGAGCAAGUUAGUAUUUCUGAGGCUGUGCCAAAUUCUACCAAGGAUGGAGAAUCACGUGCCAGGGAUCAGAAUCUGGUGAGUAAUGGUAAGGAUGAGGAUGCUAGUCUUUCUGAGGUUUCAGCAAAUUCGAUUGUGCAUGGAGAGACAGACGCCAGAGAUCAAAAUCUAAUCAAUAAUGGUAAGGAUGGGCAUGCUAUUCUUUCCGAGACUGCGGAAAAUUUGAUUGUGGAUGGAGAACCUGGUGUCUUGGAUCAUAAGCCGCUGACUAAUGCUAAGGAUGAACAAGUUAAUCUUUCUGAGCCUAAUCUUUCUCAGGCUGCAGUAAGUUUGAUCAUAGAUGGAGAAAUAGAUAGCAGAGGUCAUAAUCUGGUAAAUGAUGCUAAUGAUGAACAAGUUAAUCUUUCUGAGGCGUUGGUAUAUUCAAAUGGGUAUGGAGAAACUUCAACCAGGGAUCUAAAUCUUGUGAAUAAUGCUAACGAUGAUCAUGCUAGUAUUUCCGAGACUGCGUCAAAUUCGAUUGGGGAUGGAGAAAUAGGUACCAGGGAUCAUAAUCUAGUGAAUGAUGCUAAGGAUGAGCAAAGUGUGACUGUGGAUUGGAAUGGAGAUGUGGAAGUUCCAAUCAGAGAUUUGAAUUUGGUGAAAAGUGCAGAGGGCGAGCCUGCUCAACCAAUGGAGUCUGCAGACGGGCAAAGUACUAAUAUGGAUUCCAAUGGACAUCUGCCAAAUGGUAAAGAAUGUGACAUAUCAGAUGAAACAAUUAAAAAAUUAAAAGAAGAAAAUGCUAUGCUUAUUCAGAGAGAGACCAUAUCAGAAGAGACCAUCCAUAAAUUGAAAGAAGAAAUUGAUACACACAUUCUUAAAGGGGUCAUGUCAGAAGAGACAAUCAGGAAGCUGAACGAAGAUAAAAAUAUGCACAUUCUGAAAGAGACCAUAUCUGAAGAGACUAUCAGAAAAUUGGAAGAACAAAAGGACAUGCAUGUGGAAAAGGAGGUUGCACUAGAAGAGAGUAUCAGAAAAUUGAAAAAAGAAAUUGAUAUGCAUGUUAAGAAAGAGGCCAUAUUAGAAGAUACAAUUAGAAAGUUGAAUAAGGAAAAUGAUACUCACAUGCAGAAAGAGGCCACUUCAAAAGAGACAAUAAGAAAUUUGGAAGAAGAAAAUGAAGUCUACAUUCAGAAAGAGGCCAAAGCAGAGGAGACAAUUGCAAAAUUGAAAGAAGCAGUUGAUAGACACAUUCAUAAAGAGGUUACCAUGGAAGAGAUUAUCAAUAAAUUACAAACUGAAAAUGAAUUGCAGAAACAAAAGCAGACUGAUUUAGAGGUGAGAAUUGCACAAUUGCAGAAUGAGAAUAAUUCUUUACUUCAAAAAGAGGUUGGGUUGGCGGAAAAAACAAAUCUGUUACUGAAUGAGAAGGCUGGAUUGGUGGAAAAAGUCAAUAUGUUAUUGAAUGAAAAGGAGGGUUUAGAGCAGAAAGUAAAUAUUCUGGAGAGCAAUUUGAGUUCCUUUAGUGAGAAAGAGGCUGGAUCGGUGGAUACAACCAAUCUGUUACUGAAAGAAAAGGAGGGUUUAGAGCAAAAAUUAAAUAUUCUGGAGAGCAAUUUGAGUUCCUUUAGCGAGAAAGAGACUGGUUUGGAAAUGAGAAUAGCACAAUUGCAGAGUGAGACCAAUUCCUUACUUCAAAAAGAGACUGGAUUUGUUGAAAAAACCAAUCAGUUGCUGAAUGAAAAGAACAUUUUGAGCCUAAAAGUGGACAGUUUAGAGCGAAAAAUAAUUCAUGCGGAGAGUGAUUUGAGUUCAUUUGUUGAGAAAGAGAACUCAACUGAAGAAGUUAUUUCGAAUCUGAAUGGAAGCAUCAGCAUGCUACAAGGGCAGGUAUCGUUAUCCUUAAAUUUCCUCAUCCUUAUCUUUGAAACAGUAUCUUGUAGUGUUCAGUUUCGGAAUCAGAAUGGACUGCUAUUGCAUGUGGCAGAGUUGGAAGAGUCCAAGAAUAAUCUUUUGCUAGAAAACCAGCAGUUGAGGGAAAAUAGUAGCUCUUCUUCCGCUUCACAGGAUGCUUCUGCAAAGGACCGUGCUUCUGAAAACGAGGAGUUGAAAUCUCAAAUUGAAGAGGCCUAUAUGUUAGUGGAAAAAUUGAUGGCUGAAAAUGCUGAACUUGUUGAGAAGGUCCACAUGCUAUGUGUUGAGCUGGAUCGACCAGACACGGAAAUCAAACUUUCUGAAGUUACUGGACCUGAUGGUUUGACUGAAUUUGUUAAAUCUUCUGAACCCGAAUCAUCUGAGGCUACGUCUAUAUCUGUGCCGGAGUUGGAUUCAUUGGAAAAGACUUUGGUGGUGAAUGAUAAUAGCGACUCUAUUCAUGCCGAGCAUGCAAGAGAUCUACAGCUGGUACCAGAUGAUAUUGAAGAAAUUGUUCAAAUUCCACUGGAUGAUAAUGAUGUAAGAGAUCUACAGCUGCAGGAUACCAAGAAUGUGGAAAAUGAUGAUGCUGUGCCAAUAACAGAUGCUCCUCUUAUCGGUGCUCCAUUUCGUCUGAUAUCAUUUUUUGCUAAGUAUGUUAGUGGUGCUGAUUUGGUUAGCCAAAACUCCUCAAAUACCAGUAAUUGAUUUUAAUAGUGGGUGAAACAGACAAUUAUCAUUUUUGUAUGGCAGUAUAUAACAUACAGUAACCUCACUUACACUAGUCAGAAAUACAAAUAUAGGCUGGAGCAAAUUGGGUCCCAUUUUAGUAUCUGUAUGCCAAUUCUUUGAACAUUAGGAUAUAUUGUACUGGCAUACUGGGAAGCAGUAUAGAGUUUUAUAUUUGAGUGUUCUUCACUUCAAAUUGCCUUCGUAGUUGGAAACCACACAUUUGAAAAUUGGCAUAAUUGUUAGCAGCCAACACUCAGGUGGGAUUUAGUCCCACAUCGGAUAGAUAGGAUUCUUGAGAAGAGUUUAUAAAAAGGAGGCACUCCUCACCGUACAAGCCGGUUUUGUAAGGAUGAGUUAGGUCUCGAUAUUCGUUACAAUAAUGAGUAUGACUCUAGGGUGCGUUUGAUAAGAAAUCAGGUUGUGUUUGGAUAUACAUUUAAUUGAGCUCUUUUUGAAUAAAUGUUUAUCACAGAAGUAUUCAUAUGUAAGUUAUUUUUAUAAUGGGAGAAUGUUGUUGAACUGUUUUUUAUUUU